Messenger RNA from Carassius gibelio (silver crucian carp), 4431 nucleotides. RefSeq names its product arf-GAP with Rho-GAP domain, ANK repeat and PH domain-containing protein 1-like. The transcript is spliced from 22 exons. Gene Ontology annotation, molecular function: GTPase activator activity. Bases 1189 to 3972 code for a protein of 927 amino acids. Gene Ontology annotation, biological process: signal transduction. The record is from RefSeq and is a predicted model, not a curated record. NCBI's taxonomy places the organism in Eukaryota, Metazoa, Chordata, Actinopteri, Cypriniformes, Cyprinidae.
CUCCUAAUUAGCUGUUUAUUACUAGUUAGUAAGGUAGUUGUUAGUAUAGGUUUUGGGUGGAUUAAUGGAUUUAGAAUAAAAUCAUGCAGAAUAAGACAUUAAUAUGUGCUUUAUAAGUACUAAUAAACAGCCAGUAUGCUAGUAAUAUGCAUGCUUAUAAGCAACUAGUUAAUAGUGUUACCCAUAACAUUUUAGAGCAAUUUGAACUAAGAGUGGAAACACACUUGUGCUCUUUAAUGUCCCUGUAUGAGCUGAUCAGCUUCAGUUUGCUGGUGGGAUGGGCUAAUGUCAUUCAGCUCUUGUCUAGUGAGUUUAAGUUCAGCAACACCAAUACAGUCUGUGAAACCGGUCAGACAACACACACCGCUUUGACUUCAUUCUCCAAAAGGAACAUCACCAAGGUAAGAUCCGUAGUCUUUCAUAUGCACAUGCUCUUUAAAUUAUUAUAUUAAGACGUUCUUUCAUACACUGAAUGAAAACCUGAAUACAAACGGCUGGAACAUUAGUUGUUUUCUAAACCAAGAGUUAAAUCUUCAGUAGUUUAGAUUGCAGGCAACUAUAAACUAUUGAUUAUUAGGUAUCUUUACUGUAUCUGAACUGAUUUUAGUAGUAGACCAGCAAUAGUAAUAGCACAAUGAAGAUCCUAAAAAUUGUACAAUUUGUGAUUGCAUUGCUUUCCAAUUGAAUUGUUGCUUGCUGUAUAUGUUAUUUGUAUUUUCUAAUACAGUGCAGGUUCAUACAGUGGUUAUAAAAGGAUGGCAUUUAGAGAAACACUCGCACUGUUCAUGAGUAAAACUGCAUUAAAUAAUGGGAUAAAAAACUUGAGUUUAUCAGAAGACUGGUUUGAGAUUUAAUAAAAUGUCCAUUUAAGUUUUAUGAUAUGUUUCCCAUAUGCUUACAUUGAACAUGUGUUGGUUUCUGUUUAGUAAAAUGACAGAUGCAUGGAGAUUAGGACAGAAACAUCCCAUUUCUGAUCUAGACUGUUGCCAAAGGGUUAGGCUCUGAAUGACCCUUUAAUGGUUUCCCUUUUGACAUAAAAAGUCAUUGUGUUGAUGAGUGCAAAUAACUCUCAGCUGAACACAUCAUGUUUCUAUGCAUCUCAAAGGCAGUGCAUUCUGGUUAAUCUUGAUGUUGUUUACAUUCUUGACGUUUCUAACAUAACUCGUGCAUUAUACUUAUUGGCUGCAGAUGUCUGAUCCCCCUGAGAUCGUACCUGUGCCGAAGCCUCGAUCGAGGUAUUUACGUCAGCUGUCAUCCAGUGAAAGAUAUGGUGUGUUGUCUUGUCCAGAUUUUAAGGCUGUUACACAAACGGCAUCUGAAGGAGAAACUGAUGUGAAGCAUGAGGAGGAUUCCCCUGAUCCUCAAGAUGUUAAAACCAGCUGCAGGGAGAUGCUUCCAAAGCCAGAGUCGCUCUUCAUUAGUUCAUCUUCAUCUUUUGAUGAUUGUCCUGCGACUCCAGACUCGCUCAGUAACGACCAGCAUCAUUCAGAUAAAGCCAGUUUCACAGAUCAGGUGAUGGGUGUUCAGACAGAUGUUUGCAUCAAUGGAGAGAUCUAUAACCUUCCCAGAUCACAGGAUCUUCAGAACAACGCUGACGGACCCAAUAUACCACGGGCUGCAACUAUUCAUGUAAGCAGGAAGAAGAAGACGUUAUCAGGGCUACGCCAGACAACCGAGUGUGUGGUGGCACAGUCCAGCUGGCUCGACGUGUGGAAGGGACGCAAGCACAAUGUUCUGUGGGCCACUCUAGAUGGACAUACCAUGUCACUGUGGAAGAAGCGCACAGACAAAUUCACAGAAUAUGUUUUUCACGUAACAAGCAUCACCAACAUACGUGAGCAGGAUCAAGGACGCUUCUCCAUCCAUUUACAGAAGAAGCACUUUGAAUUCAUGGCUCACAGCGAGGAUGUGCGGCAGCGCUGGUUGAUGUCUCUCUACAGCACUCGAGGAAGAGAACCGCUCACUGAACCCAAACAACGCGGACCGCUGAUCAUGAAAGAGCCACGGAAAAAGGUGUACACUGCUAUCCGUGGAUACUCCUUUUGGAUUUACAACAGCAAAGAGGACUACAGUGUGGGUCUCGGCAUGAUGUGUGUGUCUAUGAACAUAGCGUGUGUGAAGUCGACGGGACGUCACAGCUUCAGUCUCAUUACUCCAUACAGGACCUUCAAUUUCUCUGCAGACUCAGCGAAGGAGACGUCCGUGUGGCUGGAGCGUCUGGAUGAAGUGAUCCGCAGCGCUCUGUCCUACAGCGAGGUGGCUCUUCGACUCCGGUCCAGUCCCUGUAAUAAAGUGUGCGCUGACUGUGGCGCGGCUAACCCCGAGUGUGCAUCGGUGAACCUGCUGGUGGUCAUCUGUGAGGCCUGCGCAGCCGCACAUCGAUUCAUGAGCAGUAACCGCUCCAAAGUGCGAGGUCUCAGACUAGACGAUAAGGUUUGGACGGAGCCGUUAAUUCAGUUGUUUGUGCUGUAUGGGAAUAAAGCUGCCAGCAGUGUUUGGGGUCCCAGCAUCCCUCCGACGGAGCAGAUCCGCCCUGACGUCUCUCCAGAUCAGAGGCUGGAGUUUAUCCUCGCCAAAUACCACAAAGGACUGUACCGGAAAGCUCACCCGCUCGCCACAAGCCAGAAACUGCUUGACCAGAGGCUGCGGGAGGUGGCUGCUGGUCCUGAUGUGGAGGAGACGCUGUCUCUGCUGUGCUCUGGAGCCAGAGUGUCCUGCAGCGCCACAGAUCCUGAGCUUCAGUCUGCCAUCAGUGUGGCCGAGAGCGCUGGACAAGCCCUGCAGACCGAGCUCCUCCGACACAACGAGUUUGUGGAGGCACCAGACUUUGAGCAAACCAGACACUCAGAGGAGCAGAUCGAAGAGCUCCAUGGAAAGCUGGACGAGGAGCGUUUCUUGUUCUCGCAGGAGAACGAGUCUGCCGCCUGUGAUGUGCUGGAUUUGACAGAAGUCAUCUCAGUGUUCGACUGCUCUGUGGGGCAAUCGCAUGAGUUUGAGGUGUUACUGCUGACAGACAGUGUGAUCUGCAGGGCAGCCGAAAGAGACGCUCUCCUCAGUCACAUGCUGCAUAUCAUGAAGAUUGUGCUGGCGGGUGCCGUGGUGGAGGAGGAUCUGCUGGGGGUCUGUGCCGUGUCCAGAGCGUCUAUACGAGAGGGUGCAGCGCUGCAGUGUGCAGAAGUGUGGUGCACCCUUCAGGACGGAGAGAUGAGCAUCCACACCAAACACGGCUCCACAGACACGGUGACCCUGGACAGUCAGACACGCUGCCAUCUGCAGCGCUCAGAGAACUGCAUCCUGCUGGAGUUUCCUGACCGGACGUUACACAUGCAGUUUGAGCUGCAGCACAGCUGUCUGCGGUGGCAUGAGCUCGUGCAGAAGACCAUGUGCUCGAGCACAGACGGACAGAAGCGCUCAGGAUCUGUGCCCUGCUCCAUAGACAGGUGCAUCUCUCACAUCACACAGUACGGGCUGAAGGUGGAUGGUUUGUACCGGCGCUGUGGAGUCGCUCCUCGGAUCAGUAAGCUGGUCGAUGCUCUGCGUGUUUCUCCGAGAGGAACGGUUCUGGAAACAGACGAGCUCUCCAUCCUGGACAUUUCAGGAGCUCUGAAACAGAUCCUGCGGCAGAGCUUUGAGAUCAUACCGGACACACACAGACCGCUCUGGCUGAAAGCUGCAGCUGUGUCAGACGAAGAACAGAGACUGCAGACGUACCGCAAACUGCUUCAACAGCUUCCUCCAGUCAACCGCGCUACACUGGACGCUCUGUGUGGACACCUGCACAUCGUCCAGAUGCACAGUCAGGAGAACCGCAUGACGGCUCAUAAUCUGGCCGUGAUAUUUGUGGUCACGCUGUUCCAGGAGCUCGCCAUGAAAGCAGCCAUGAUGCAGUUAACCAAAGAGCUGAUCGUACGUCACACCGAGAUCUUCAUGAAUCAGGUGGAGACCGAUGGAGAAAUCAUCACUGUACUGUGAAGAGCUCAUCAGCGUCUCUAUCUACAGACGCAUUAAAAAUGACUGUAAUAACACUAAACAAAGUACAAUUUAUCUGAAAAAAAGUGUUAGUUUACUCACCCUCAGGCCAUUCAAGAUGAAGACGAGUUUGUUUCUUCAUCAGGUUUGUAGAAAUGUAGCAUUGCAUCAGUGUCUCUGCUCUGCAGUGAAUGGGUGCCGUCAGAAUGAGAGCCCAAACAGCUGAUAAAAACACUAUGGAAGUCAGUGGCUACCAGAAACUGUUAAUUUAAAUAUAUUAACAGCCCAUUUAAUCAUAUUUAUCAUGCUGGCAAUAAAAUGCCCAGUGGUUAUUAUAUAAUAAAGAGCUGAAUGACAGUCUGCAUUCCAGAGAGUGUAUUAUGCUUUAAUGUAACUCAGACUUACAUUGCAUUUGUAUUUAUGAAUAAAUAAAUACAACACAACUCUUUAAAAAAACUACUU